Cynocephalus volans (Philippine flying lemur) is the source of this 6924-nucleotide messenger RNA. It is a transcript of the gene NSD3, whose product is annotated as nuclear receptor binding SET domain protein 3. Gene Ontology annotation, molecular function: histone methyltransferase activity; protein binding. The transcript has 24 exons. Gene Ontology annotation, cellular component: nucleus. NCBI's taxonomy places the organism in Eukaryota, Metazoa, Chordata, Mammalia, Dermoptera, Cynocephalidae. The record is from RefSeq and is a predicted model, not a curated record. Bases 496 to 4839 code for a protein of 1447 amino acids.
CGGCGGCGGCGGCGGCGGCCAGCGCCGAGGCGGAGGCCGAGGGGCACCGUGCACAGGUCGCCGCGGAGAGGCGUGCGAACUUCGAGUCGAGCCCCGAGGACUCUGCUGCCCUGGCCGGGCCGCCCGCCACAGGCUCCUCUCGGGCAGCAACGGCCGCGCGGCGACCCCCGUCUCUCCGCCUCUCUUUGCCAUCCCACUUCCCUCAGCCUCUCUCCUCCGCGUAGCACGCCCGGCCUGGCCCGGCCGUGGCCCUCCUCGGUGCCGGCCGCCAUGGCAGAGGCGUCCGGCGCGGAGAAAAUCUAGCCCGGGGAUUUCAUGCGGCCUAGCUUGGUUCCGUCUCCUCCCCGCGCCGUCCCGGCGGCUGCCCGCACCCCAGCCCCACUCCGGGCCUCCGUGUCUCUCCUGUGAUCGUACUGACACGGCCGGGGGGUUAGAAUGGAACAAACUGAAGGCCCGAUGAGAGAAAGGGAAAGUUAAGGAUGCUGGAGCAGAACAAUGGAUUUCUCUUUCUCUUUCAUGCAAGGGAUCAUGGGAAACACAAUUCAGCAACCACCUCAACUCAUUGACUCCGCCAACAUUCGUCAGGAGGAUGCCUUUGAUAACAACAGUGACAUUGCUGAAGAUGGUGGCCAGACACCAUAUGAAGCUACCUUGCAGCAAGGCUUUCAGUACCCGCCUACAACAGAAGAUCUUCCUCCACUCACAAAUGGCUUUCCAUCAUCAGUCAGCAUGUAUGAAACUCAGACCAAAUACCAGUCAUAUAAUCAGUAUCCCAAUGGAUCAGCCAAUGGCUUUGGUGCAGUUAGAAACUUUAGUCCCACUGACUAUUACCAUUCAGAAAUUCCAAACACGAGACCACAUGAAAUUCUGGAAAAACCCUCCCCUCCACAGCCACCACCUCCUCCUUCGGUACCACAAACUGUGAUUCCAAAGAAGACUGGCUCACCUGAAAUUAAACUAAAAAUAACCAAAACUAUCCAGAAUGGCAGGGAAUUGUUUGAGUCUUCCCUUUGUGGAGACCUUUUAAAUGAAGUACAGGCAAGUGAGCACACAAAGUCAAAGCAUGAAAGCAGAAAAGAAAAGAGGAAAAAAAGCAACAAGCAUGACUCAUCUAGAUCUGAAGAGCGCAAGUCACACAAAAUCCCCAAAUUGGAACCAGAGGAACAAAAUAGACCAAAUGAGAGGGUUGACACUGUAUCAGAAAAAACAAGAGAAGAUCCAGUACUAAAAGAAGAAGCCCCAGUUCAGCCGAUACUAUCUUCUGUUCCAACAGCAGAAGUGUCCACUGGUGUUAAGUUCCAGGUUGGUGAUCUUGUUUGGUCCAAGGUUGGAACCUAUCCUUGGUGGCCUUGUAUGGUUUCAAGUGAUCCCCAGCUCGAGGUUCAUACCAAAAUUAACACAAGAGGUGCCCGGGAAUAUCAUGUCCAAUUUUUUAGCAACCAGCCAGAGAGGGCAUGGGUUCAUGAAAAGCGGGUACGCGAAUAUAAAGGUCAUAAACAGUAUGAGGAAUUACUGGCUGAGGCAACCAAACAAGCCAGCAAUCAUUCUGAGAAACAAAAGAUUAGGAAACCCCGACCUCAGAGAGAGCGUGCUCAGUGGGAUAUUGGCAUUGCCCAUGCAGAGAAAGCAUUGAAAAUGACUCGAGAAGAAAGAAUAGAACAGUAUACUUUUAUCUAUAUUGAUAAACAGCCUGAAGAGGCUUUAUCCCAGACUAAAAAGAAUGUUGCCUCCAAAGCCGAAGUUAAAAAAACCCGAAGACCAAGAUCUGUGCUGAAUACUCAGCCAGAACAGACCAAUGCAGGGGAGGUGGCCUCAUCGCUAUCAAGUACUGAGAUUCGGAGGCAGAGCCAGAGGCGGCACACAAGUGUGGAAGAGGAAGAACCACCUCCUGUUAAAAUAGCGUGGAAAACUGCAGCAGCAAGAAAAUCCUUACCAGCCUCCAUUACGAUGCACAAAGGGAGCCUGGAUUUGCAGAAGUGUAACAUGUCUCCAGUUGUGAAAAUUGAACAAGUGUUUGCUCUUCAGAAUGCUACAGGAGAUGGGAAAUUUAUCGAUCAAUUUGUUUAUUCAACAAAGGGAAUUGGUAACAAAACAGAAAUAAGUGUCAGGGGGCAAGACAGGCUUAUAAUUUCUACACCAAAUCAGAGAAAUGAAAAGCCAGCGCAGAAUAUAUCAUCUCCUGAAGCAACAUGUGGUCCUACAGGCUCAGUAGAAAAGAAGCAACAGAGAAGAUCAAUUAGAACUCGUUCCGAAUCAGAGAAAUCCACUGAGGUGGUGCCAAAGAAGAAGGUCAAAAAGGAGCAGGUUGAAACAGUUCCUCAGGCUACAAUGAAGACCGGAUUACAGAAAGGUGCCAGCGAGAUUUCAGAUUCCUGUAAACCUCUAAAGAAAAGGAGUCGCGCCUCAACUGAUGUAGAGAUGACUAGUUCAGCAUACAGAGACACAUCUGACUCCGAUUCUAGAGGACUGAGUGAUCUGCAGGUAGGCUUUGGAAAGCAAGUGGAUAGCCCUUCAGCUACUGCAGAUGCAGAUGUUUCUGAUGUGCAGUCCAUGGAUUCAAGUUUGUCAAGAAGAGGCAUUGGAAUGAGUAAGAAGGACACUGUGUGUCAGAUCUGUGAGAGCUCUGGGGACUCUCUGAUUCCUUGUGUGGGAGAGUGCUGCAAACACUUUCACCUGGAGUGCCUAGGAUUGACAUCAGUCCCUGAUGAAAAGUUCAUCUGCAUGGAAUGUAAAACCGGGCAGCAUUCAUGUUUUUCAUGUAAGGUGUCUAGUAAAGAUGUGAAACGUUGUUCUGUUGGUGCUUGUGGGAAAUUUUAUCAUGAAGCCUGUGUCCGCAAAUUCCCCACUGCCAUCUUUGAAUCAAAAGGAUUCCGCUGUCCCCAGCACUGCUGCUCUGCCUGCUGUAUGGAGAAAGAUAUCCACAAAGCAAGUAAAGGCCGUAUGAUGAGAUGUUUGAGAUGUCCAGUUGCCUAUCACUCUGGAGAUGCUUGCAUUGCUGCCGGAAGCAUAUUUGUGUCCUCCUGCAUUCUCAUCUGUAGUAAUCAUUCCAAACGGAGCAGUAACUCUUCUUCUGCUGUAAAUGUAGGCUUCUGUUUCGUUUGUGCCAGAGGGCUGAUAGUUCAGGACCAUUCAGACCCCAUGUUCAGUUCAUAUGCCUAUAAGUCCCACUACCUACUGAAUGAAUCAAAUCGUGCUGAGUUGAUGAAAUUACCUAUGAUUCCUUCUUCGUCAGCUUCCAAAAAGAAAUGUGAGAAAGUUAUUAAGACUGUUUAUUUGUUUCAAGGUGGAAGAUUGCUUUGCUGUGAAUCGUGCCCAGCUUCCUUCCACCCGGAAUGCCUGAGCAUAGAAAUGCCGGAAGGCUGCUGGAAUUGUAAUGACUGUAAAGCUGGCAAGAAACUUCAUUACAAGCAGAUUGUUUGGGUCAAACUGGGAAAUUACAGAUGGUGGCCGGCAGAGAUCUGCAAUCCCAGGUCUGUGCCACUGAACAUCCAGGGCCUUAAACAUGACUUGGGGGACUUCCCUGUGUUCUUCUUCGGUUCUCAUGACUAUUACUGGGUACACCAGGGCAGAGUGUUCCCUUAUGUUGAAGGAGACAAAAGCUUUGCUGAGGGACAGACUAGUAUUAACAAGACCUUCAAAAAAGCACUGGAAGAAGCUGCAAAACGUUUCCAGGAAUUGAAAGCACAAAGAGAAAGUAAAGAAGCAUUAGAGACUGAAAAAAACUCAAGAAAACCCCCUCCUUACAAACACAUCAAAGCUAACAAAGUAAUAGGGAAGGUACAGAUCCAGGUUGCUGACCUGUCAGAGAUUCCCCGCUGUAACUGCAAGCCAGCUGAUGAAAACCCUUGUGGCUUGGAAUCAGAGUGCCUGAACAGAAUGUUGCAGUAUGAGUGUCACCCGCAGGUGUGCCCCGCUGGAGAUCGUUGUCAGAACCAGUGCUUUACGAAGAGGCUCUACCCUGAUGCAGAGAUCAUCAAAACGGAGCGAAGAGGCUGGGGCCUCAGGACCAAAAGGAGCAUUAAGAAGGGUGAAUUUGUAAAUGAGUAUGUUGGUGAAUUAAUUGACGAAGAAGAAUGCAGAUUGCGAAUCAAGCGAGCACACGAGAACAGUGUAACUAAUUUUUAUAUGUUAACUGUUACCAAGGACCGUAUAAUUGAUGCUGGCCCCAAAGGAAAUUAUUCUCGCUUUAUGAACCACAGUUGUAAUCCAAACUGUGAAACACAAAAGUGGACAGUGAACGGAGAUGUUCGAGUUGGACUUUUUGCUCUUUGUGAUAUUCCUGCAGGGAUGGAGUUAACAUUUAAUUAUAACUUGGAUUGUCUGGGCAAUGGCAGAACAGAGUGCCACUGUGGGGCGGAUAACUGCAGUGGCUUUCUAGGAGUGCGGCCGAAGUCGGCAUGUGCGUCAACAACUGAAGAGAAGGCCAAAAAUGCUAAGUUAAAGCAGAAGAGACGAAAAAUCAAAACAGAACCAAAGCAGAUACAUGAAGAUUACUGUUUCCAGUGUGGAGAUGGUGGAGAGCUGGUCAUGUGUGACAAAAAAGACUGUCCCAAAGCAUACCACCUCCUAUGCCUUAACCUGACUCAGCCGCCAUACGGGAAGUGGGAAUGCCCGUGGCAUCAGUGCGAUGAGUGCAACAGCACAGCUGUUUCCUUCUGCGAGUUCUGCCCACGUUCGUUUUGUAAAGAUCAUGAAAAGGGGGCUUUGGUUCCCUCUGCACUGGAAGGCCGUCUCUGCUGCUCUGAACAUGACCCCGUAUCUCCUGUGUCGUCAGAAUACUGGAGCAAGAUAAAAUGUAAAUGGGAAUCACAAGAUCAUGGAGAAGAAGUAAAAGAGUAAAUGGGUAGUGAUUUCUCCGCCCCCCCCUUUAUUUAAAUGAAGAGAGAAAAGCAAAAAGAUCAUGCAUUUAAAAAAAAAAAGACUGCUGCAGUGCAUACAGCCUUUGCCAUCGGAACUGCCUUGUUAAGGCGAAAAUGGGAAACUAGUUGAUGCAGGCAGAAGCAGUCGGUGGUAUCUGGUUUCCUGUUCGCUCUGUUGGUUGGGGAUUCGUUUGUGGAGGGCUAAAUUCCCUUGGUCUUUUCUUGCCUGUUACUGUGCUUCAAUGCCUUUGCAGCUGGAAGAAGAGAUAUCUUAGCUUUUGAAGUAAGAACAAAGAAAAGGAAGUUUUGUUAAUAAGAUGAAUUUAAAGUCUGAGACGUGUCACUUGGUUGUAAAAAGCAGAAUUAGCCAUCGUUCCUGUAUUUAUUUUCAUUUUUAGGAAUUCCAAGAAGUGUAGUUCAGAUUGUUUGACAGUGUGUGUGUGUGUGUGUGCGUGUGCGUGUGCGCGUGCGCGUGUGUGCGUGCGCGCGCGUGUGCGUGUUUGUGCAUGUGUGCGCGCGCGCGUGUGAAGUGGGGGCUGCAGAGAGCCCCCUAGAGGAGGGUGUGCUCAUCUCUGCACGCCUCUCUACUGAACCGUACGCAGGCUCACUCUUCCUUCCCUUCACACUGUUUUUCAUGGUCUUAGGGAAGGACUCUAUAGAAGUACUAAAUCUGGCCUCUUGAAAACAAAUGUCUCAGUAGCUUUUACCUCUGCGGUCUUAAACUAGGUGGGCUUUGUGAUAUGGUAACUUUACCUAGAAAGGCAUAUAAUGUGUUUUUUUGUUUUGGAGGGAAAAAAAAGGAAUGGAUGCCCUCACUGAUUUUGAAAUGUUUUCCAUUGACAGUGGGUUUCUUUGAUGAGGUGGGUUUGUGUGGAUAUGAAUGCAUAGUUGGAAUGGUCACACCUGUUAUCCUGACACACAGAUAAAGGUAGUUAAAGGGAGAUGAAAGGCAUAGACCAAAAGUUGAAUCAUAUAAUCCUCAUUUUCUGUCCAACUUAGUGUAGACCCUGGUCUGACUUGGAGAGAAUAAUGGGCAUUUUAUUUUCUGUCUCUGCUGCCCUCUCCUAAUCAAACAUUUCCUUUGUCAACUGACCAGUCAUGUUUCCUAGUGAAACUACACAAAUGAAUUUGAAUCAUAUUGGAAUAGAUCUUUUUGGCCGAGGUCCUAAUUCAGGUGAUGAAAGCAGUAGGGGCAUCCCCAAGUUAUAUGUAGACAAUUCCUAUUUAGUAUUAUGCAAUAUUUAAAAUUGUCCCCAUUGAAGUAAGGGGAAGAAUUACUUUUACAGGGUAUAUAAGAGCCACAUAAACACCCUUCAUCUCAGCAAGCACGUGGAGAAAGCUCCCACGAAAGUCAGUGUUAGCAAGACUGGUUGACUGUGAUACUUGAAUCUUACAGGUGCAAGUGUACCAAGAUGUCUGCCCACAAGGCUCAUUCGCACUUAAUGCUUAGAAAUGUGUAUGUUCCAGUAUUCCUUGUAUGAAAUAAGUAGGAAUGUCAGACAUUGUUGUAACACUGUACUAAGUAGAAGUCUAGGGUUAGCUUGAAUGAACAUUAACUUUCUCUGUGAAUUUUGACUGCUCACAAUUGCUGGUACCUGGUAGCACUUAUUUUCCCUCAAGAAGAACCUAGUAACCCUAUGAAGGUAGGGAGGGUAGAUGCUCUACCACGUUCCUUCAGUUGUGUUAUGUGUGUCCUGUUUUCUUAUCAAUUUAGAGCUCUUCUCCGGAAAGAAGAAAAAAAGCUGUUUUGUGCCUCUUUUUGUAUGUAAAUGUGCAAUUGUACUGGAUUUUCUCUUGUAAAACAAAAACAACACUACAAUUCCUUUACUUAAGCUCCUAAACUGCCAUUUGCCUGAUUCCAGCAAUUAAUUCUAAGGUGACUUAUUGGUCUUCCAAUAAUUCUGUUGAUUAGAUGUGGUCUCAAAAGAGCAAAAUGGAAAAUGCUAUUACAUGUUACCAAAUAUAAUUGCUACGAGUAACAUGAAAUACAGCUCACCAAAACACUAAACUUUGCUCUAGAGCAAUUAUAUAGUUUGAUGUCCUUUUAAAAAAUAAUUUAAGAAAA